Gamsiella multidivaricata is the source of this 1548-nucleotide messenger RNA. Its product is annotated as mitochondrial import inner membrane translocase subunit Tim54. The transcript has 2 exons. Lineage: Eukaryota; Fungi; Mortierellomycota; Mortierellomycetes; Mortierellales; Mortierellaceae. The record is from RefSeq and is a predicted model, not a curated record. The coding region runs from base 130 to 1407 and encodes 425 amino acids.
GGGGGGGGGUUUGCUGUGUUUACAUUGCCCAUUAAGGUUUCUUGCCUCGAUCACCCCUCUCUCUCCAUUCUCCUCUUUUCCUUUCAUUUCCUUUCAUUUCCUCCAUCGUCCGUUUUUUUUUUUCACACCAUGGAAAACACCUCCACAACCGAGUCUCGCCCAAAGCCCAUGCUCAACACCCCUAAACCUGCGGCCGUACCUACGACGCUCUCAGGAAAGCUGCGAGCCAAGCUCCCAAGCCGGGGUUGGAUGAUCUUCUGGGCCACCGUCGGGUCCAUUGGAGGACUCGUCACUCGGGAUCACUACUUGACGGUCGCAGCCAAGAAGCGUGUGGCGGAUAAGGUGGAUGUGCUCGCAAAGCAGCCUUGUGCGGUUCAGGAAAUGCCUCGGAAGGUCACGGUGUAUAUUAUGCCACCCCCCGGCGAUGGGAUCCAUAAGACUCGGCAUUAUUUUAAGCAGUUUGUCAAGCCUGUGUUCGACGCUGCUGCUGUGGAUUACGAGGUCAGGGAGGCCUUGAAUGAGGGCCAGGUCCGGUCGAUGGUGGCUGCCGAUAUCCGGAAGAAGCGUCAGAUCGCCGCAGGAAAGACCCCGGCCUCGUCAGAACAGGGCCAGGACGCACCCGUGGCCCCGCUAAAGUCGCAUUCGGAUGGAAUCGUCGUCUUGGGAAGAGUCGCACUCGGCGAGGUCUUGAAGGGCUAUAACGACGGAUGUCUUCAGAGUCUGGAGGAUCCCGAACCCGUGGUCGUGGCGGAAAUGGUCCCGGAAGUAUCAGCCAAGGACGAGGGUGCUUUAUUAUCGACAGAGGCUACUGGGUCGGUCGAGUCCACAGGAGAUAAGGGUACCACGAACGAGGAUGGGGUAACAAUCGCGGCAAGCACUGCAUUAUCAUCCACAGCAACACCAUCAUCAACAACAACAUCAUUAUCAUCAUCAUCACCAUCAUCAGAAACAGCAACAGGAACAGAAACAGCAACAGAAACAACAGAAAAGGUGGAUGCAAAGAAGAAGGAGGCAGAAGCAGCACCAGCGCCCGUCAAGAUCCCUCAGGACGAAGCUUAUUUCUCAUUGCCGGCCUCAGGAUUGGAGCCCAUUGGAUAUAUCCCCUUCAAGAACCUGGUCGGCUUCCGCAAUUUCCACAAGAAGCUGUUUGCGCUGUUCAAUUCUUACGACUGUGUGGAGUAUGCUGGAGGCGCGGUGAUGAAGAUUGCGUUUGCAGAGACCAAGGAUAUGCAGAAGGAGGAUCUGGAUAUGGGAAAGGAUGAGGAGCCGUUGUUCAAGAAGUACAGGGGACCGGUCGAGAUUGAUAUCCUGGACAGGGUCAGGGAGAACGUGAAGAUUUAUGUGACACCCGAACACAUCCCCGAGCCCAGGAAGGUAGAAGAGGAGGACGGACUGAUGCAGCAGUAGCAGUAACAGUAGCAGUAGCAGCAGCGAUAGCGAGAGGGAAGAAGGGAGGAAGGGAGACGCUGCAUUGGUUAUAUACAGCAGAUAAUAUUAUGGAUCAUACAUAGAAGAAAAUAAGACACACUCCAAAUAUUUCAAGCUUGA